Messenger RNA from Hippocampus zosterae (dwarf seahorse), 3138 nucleotides. RefSeq names its product phosphatidylinositol transfer protein alpha isoform-like. The coding region runs from base 145 to 942 and encodes 265 amino acids. Gene Ontology annotation, molecular function: phosphatidylinositol transfer activity; phosphatidylinositol binding; phosphatidylcholine binding. Gene Ontology annotation, cellular component: cytoplasm. The record is from RefSeq and is a predicted model, not a curated record. Gene Ontology annotation, biological process: phospholipid transport. The transcript has 12 exons. Lineage: Eukaryota; Metazoa; Chordata; Actinopteri; Syngnathiformes; Syngnathidae.
GGGGCAGAGACUCCCUCUUUCUUUUUUUUUCAAUCCUGGACGUAAGACAGCGGCGUCAGGGAAGGCAGACGGUGAAUUGUCAACUUUGAACAAGAAGCUGCUUGGUGCUUUACAUCCUUUCGCUCGGACGAAGACGCCCUCAACAUGUUGAUUCGAGAAUUCCGAAUCGUCUUGCCCGUGUCAGUAGAUGAGUAUCAAGUGGGCCAGCUGUAUACGGUAGCAGAAGCCAGCAAAAAUGAGACCGGUGGAGGAGAGGGUGUUGAAGUGGUGGUCAAUGAGCCCUAUGAAGAAAACGGGGAGAAAGGACAGUUUACCCACAAGAUCUACCACCUCAAGAGUAAAGUGCCAACCAUCGUGCGACGGCUUGCUCCAAAGGGAUCUCUUGAGGUCCAUGAGAAGGCCUGGAAUGCAUAUCCCUACUGCAGAACCAUUCUCAGUAACUCAUACAUGAAGGGCAAUUUUGAAAUUAAGGUUGAAACUUGGCACAAGCCGGACAUGGGAGAAAAGGAGAAUGUACACGGACACGAGAAAUGGGAUAAAGCUCAGGUUGUACACAUCGACAUUGCUAACCGUGUCAGUGAAAAGGAGUACAAAGCAGAUCAGGAUCCUGCCAAAUUUAAGUCUGCAAAAACUGGAAGGGGGCCCCUGGGACCUGAAUGGAAGAAAGACAUUCUCAACGACCCCAGCUGUCCACAUAUGUGUGCCUAUAAACUUGUCACGAUAGAGUUUAAGUGGAUGGGCCUGCAGUCAAUGGUGGAAAACAUCAUUCUAAAGGCGGAGAGGCGCAUUUUCACCCACUUCCACAGACAGCUAUUCUGCUCGAUUGACAAAUGGAUCGAUCUUUCCAUGGAUGACAUCCGAAAAAUGGAGGAAGAGACAAAAAAGGAGCUGGAUGAGAUGAGACAAAAUGGUGAAGUUAAAGGCAUGGCCAUUGAUGACUGAGGGCGUAAGCAAUUUUCUUUGUCCAGUUGGUGCUCUUCAUGCAGACUGUACCCUUGAAACACUGGACCGAGCCCUCCCCUUUCUGAUCCGAGGAGGCUACAGUUCCUUUAUAGAAGCUUAUAAUUAUACAUUCAAAAGCAGUUUGGGAAAAAAAACGGUAGCUUCAGUCAACAAGUUUGCGAGGUGCUUGAACCUUGUAAAUUUACUGGCAUGAAGUGACCUAUACCAGUUAUCCUGUCAGUGAUUUGUCAUGUCUGAAUUGCACUCGAUUGAUACAUUACCGUUUUAUUGUUGUAUGGUCUCCAAAAGACAAAGUUGUUCAACUUUUUUUUUCUUCUUUCUCCUUUAAUACAAUGAAACGUGUUGCUUUUGAGACUUUUGUUAUGUCAGUUCCUAUUGUUUGGGGCUUACAGAUGAUCCUUUUAGUAUCUUUUGAAGGAUUCUAUGUCAUCAUUUGAGUAACCACAAGAAAACCCCCCGCUUAUAUGUUCUAUUAAAACUCCCUGAUAUUAAGUAGUGUAUUUAUUUCCAUUUUCAAAGGAUCAUUCAGAGGUGGAGGAAAAUGCUGAUGUAAUGGCUCGGUGAGCUAACUGAUGUUUUGUACACUCGAACUUUUCUUUCUUUCUUUUUUUUUGUUGCAGGUGCUAAUGUCAUUAUCACUCAAGUUUGCAAAGAUUUGGGAACCUAUUUUUGUGAUGAUACUUGGAUGAAAUGGUAUUGGAUUUAAUGUCAUCCAUUUGAGUGUCUACCAAUGUAUGUCAAAUGUACACUUGUCAUUCCUUUUCAUCUUCUUUCGAUUCACUUGCAGAACCAAUACUUGUUGGGAAAUGACCACAGGAUAUUUUGCAUAGGCGUUUAUAAUCAUUUGUGGAUUAGGUUUACUCAAUGUUUCCUGUCAUUGAUGGAACCUUUGACUUGGACAUUUCAAGGAACACAUCUCUGAUAUGGAGGCGUUUACAUUCACAACAACACUUGAGACAGCCUGCGUGCGCAUGAGCCCAAGUUGCAAGGAAAUAACUUCACAAGCAUCACCAGCAGACAGUGACAACGUGGAUGUCAACUGUAAUACACAAAUAGUCAUCAAAAUAUCAGCCUUCGGGCCGUGUUCAAUUUCACUACACUGCAGCUAGCGAGAGGACAUUGUUGGCCAUUUACAGACACUCCGUUGUUAAUUGAAUUUUUACCGUUUCCAGCAAAUUGUAUAAGUUUUUUUGUAACAUCAGUUUUUGUCAUUAGUGUAAAAUAUCCAUUUUUAUUUUUUACCCCUUCAAAUUCCACUUUUUUUGGAAUGCGCACGAUGUACAAUUUCAAAAAUUAUAUUUUUGUGGUCACUGUCAGUAGUAUUUAGCAUGGUCUUUUUUUUUACAGAGCAGAUGAAACUAUUACAUCACUUGGGUGGUGGGCGUGGUGGAGCCUGUCCGAGCAAUUUAGAGCCUUUAAUUAACCGAGCAUCAAUCCAUCCAUCUACCCAUCUGUUCUCAGAACAGCUUAUCAUGUUUCUGGAACGUGGGAGCACCCGGAGAAAAACCCACGCAGACACGAACACGGGGAGAACAUAUCAAACUCCACGCAAGAAAGACAGAGCCCGGAAUGAAAUUCACGACCCCCAGUGGACUGCCACUCAUUCUGCAAGUUUUUAGCGUGUGAUUCUGACCCUGUGGUUGCAAGGUGUGCUCUUAAAAAAAAAAGACAUUUUUGUGAAGAUUUGUAAGUCACAAGUGAUUAGUCAUCAAGCAUUGAAAACAAUGCUUUUAUGCAAGUCAUCCUGUGUGGAGUCACCAAAAGACUAAAACUGGAGCAAGUAUUUUCCCCAAAAGCUGUUAAAUGUAAACACUUUGGUUUAGUUGUUCAAAUGUUGCUCAUUGCUGCUUUUCACUUGGUUUUGUACAAUAAUGUGUGUGUGUUUUUUUGUGUGUGUGGGGGGGGGGGGUCAUGUUUUGGAGCAUUGAAUGGUAUUUGUUGCAUUUGCUUUUUUCUAGGUCUUCGUUAUUUUAGUAUGACAGAGAACCUGACAGGGAUUCAAAUAUGGCUCAAUUUUGAGUUUUAUUUUAAGUGCAUUAUCUUUUAUUCAUUUAAAAUUUUAACUAAUGUUGGAUGCAAAUUGAAAGUUACGGAGCAAAAGCAGUUAUUUUAAUGGCGCUAAGAGGUGUACUUUUUGUUUUUCCUUUUCUGUGGAAUACAGUUCUAUUAAAAAUC